GCCACACAUUGAGAGAAAUAGAAGAAGCCGUGCGGCGGUUUUGCUGAUUGAUGAGCUGAGCUCUCCGACUCUACUAAUCAUCUUUCCAUUAAACUCUUUCUGACAGGGUUUUACCCCCACAGUUCCAUCUGAUCCGUUGUGGGGGAUUUGAGGUGGUUAACUGCGUUCUGCUGGAAACAUCAAGAUGGAAGCCAGUCCUCCAACCUGCAACCCUCCUAACUGCAAGGGGCAGUGAGAAUCACCUGUACUGUAUAUCUUCAACAUUCCAAGGACUCUGAUGAUGACCUCACUCCGAAAAUAUUAAUUCUAUUUGAGGGGUGUUUUUUGUGUCUACAGCUGCAAGAACAUAGAGGUCCUGCUAAGAUGAAGUCAGACAAGAUUGAAUAUAAGAAUCUGGUAUCUGCAGAGCACUCCAGUAGUCACCAAAACUCAUCUGGUUCUUCCCCCAGUAACACCUCUCAUAGACGAAUGCAAAAAAACCUUUACUCGGAGUGUGAGAGGAGUUUUGGUCAAAAGAGUACUCUCAAAGAGCACCAGCUUGUUCACACAGGAGAGAAGACACAUCACUGUUCACAGUGUGGAAAGAAUUUUACUAGCCAGAGUAGUCUCCUGCGACAUCAGCGCAUUCACACCGGAGAGAAGCCGUAUCGCUGUUCAGAGUGUGAAAAGAGCUUUAGUGACAGAGGUCAUCUUGGACGACACCUGCGAGUUCAUACAGGAGAGAAGCCGUAUCAGUGCUCACAGUGUGGGAAGAGUUUUACACAACGGGGUAAUCUACAAAAACACCUGACUAUUCACACAGGAGAUAAACCGUAUCCCUGCUCAGAGUGUGGGAAGAGUUUUACACAAGGAAGUGAUCUCCAACAACACCAACGCAUUCACACGGGGGAGAAACCCUAUUACUGUUCAGUGUGUGGGAAGAGUUUGACCAGCUAUAAUAAUUUCUACCGACACCAGCGCAUUCACACAGGAGAGAAGCCGUAUCAGUGUUCACACUGUGGGAAGAGUUUCAGGAACCAGAGUAAUCUGCAAGAACACCAACGCAUUCACACAGGAGAGAAACCAUAUCACUGCUCACAGUGCAGGAAGAGUUUUAGGAACCAGAGUAAUCUCCAGCAACACCGACGCAUUCAUACAGGAGAGAAGCCCUAUCACUGCUCGCAGUGCGGGAAGAGUUUUAGAAUACAGAAGAACUUUAAGAGACACCAACGCAUUCACACAGGAGAGAAGCCAUAUUACUGCUCACAGUGCAGGAAGAGCUUCAGGAAUCAGAGUAAUCUCCAGCAACACCAACGCAUUCAUACAGGAGAGAAGCCCCAUCACUGUUCACAGUGCGGGAAGAGUUUUAAGACACGGAGGAACUUUAAGAGACACCAACGCAUUCACACAACUGAGAAUGAAGAUAUGCAGAAGUUCUCAUCAGAAAUUAUGGGAAUUUAAUUAGUUAUAUUCUAAGUCCUUAUUUUGGGUGAAAUAAUAUUGUUGAACUACUUUAUACAGUGGUAUGCAAAAGUUUGGGCACCCCUAGUCAAAAUUGCUGUUACUGUGAACAGUUAAGCAAGUUGAAGAUGAAAUGAUCUCCAAAAGGCAUAAAGUUAAAGAUGACUCAUUCCCUUUAUAUUUUAAGCAAAAAAAAAAAUUCAUCUUUUACAUUUUUAAAAUUACAAAAAAGGAAAAGGGCCCGAAGCAAAAGUUUGGGCACCCUGCAUGGUCAGUGCUUAGUAACCCCCCCCCCCCCCUUGGCAAGUAUCACAGCUUGUAAACACUUUUUGUAGCCAGCUAAUAAUCUUUCAGUUCUUACCUGGGGGAUUUUCACACAUUCGUCCUUGCAAAAGGCUUCCAGUUCUACAAGUUUCCUGGGCUGUCUUGCAUGCACUGCUCUUUUGAGAUCUAUCCACAGAUUUUCAAUGAUGUUUAGGUCAGGGGACUGUGAGGGCCCGGGCAAAACCUUCAGCUUGGGCCUCUUGAGGUAUUCCAUUGUAGAUUUUGAGGUGUGUUUUGGAUCAUCGUCUUAUUGUAGGACCUGUCCUCUUUUUAACUUCAGCUUUUUUACAGAUGGUGUGAUGUUUGCUUCUAGAAUUUGUUGGUAUUUAUUCAAAUCCAUGCUUCCCUCGACCAAUGAAAUGUGCCCUGUGCCACUGGCUGCAACACAACCCCAAAGCAUGAUGGAUCCACACCCAUGCUUCAGAGUUGGAGAGGUGUUCUUUUCCUGGAAUUUGGCACCCUUUUUUCUCCAAACAUACCUUUGCACAUUGUGGCCCAAAAGUUUUAUUUUGAUUUCAUCAGUCCACAGGAUUUGUUUCCAAAAUGCAUCAGGCUUAUUUAGAUGUUCAUUUGCAAACUUCAGACGUUGAAUUUUGUGGCUCGGAUGCAGGAACGGUUUUCUUCUGAUGACUCUCCCAUGAAGGUCAUAUUUGUUCAGGUGUUGCUGCAUAGUAGAACAGUGCACCACCACUCCAGGGUCUGCUAAAUCUUUCUGAAGGUCUUUUGCAGUCCAACAGGGGUUUUUAUUUGCCUCUCUAGCAAUCCAACGAGCAGUUCUUUCAGAAAGUUUUCUUCAUCUUCCAGACCUCACCUUGAUCUCCACUGUUUCUGUUAACUGCCAUUUCUUGAUAACAUUACAAUCUGAGGAAACAGCUACCUGAAAACACUUUGCUACGUUCUUGUAGCCUUCUCCUGCUUUGUGAGCAUCAAUUAUUUUAUUAUUCAGAAUGCGAGGGAGUUGCUUAGAGGAGCCCAUGGCUGUUGAGUUUAGGGACAAGUUUGAGGAGUCAGAGAAUUUAUACAGCUUUGAAAUCUGCAUCAUCUGACCUUUCCUAAUGAAGAAUUUGAACAAGCCACAACUCAGUAAGCUAAUUAAGGUCUGGAACCUUGGUAAAAGUUACCUGAGAACUCUAAUGUAUUGGGGUGCCCAAACUUUUGCAUGGUGUUCCUUUUCUUUUUUCACUCUCCAGUUGUACAAAACAAAAAUAAUGCACAAAUCCUGCAGAAAACGCUGAAAAGAAAUGCCAUCUUUACCUUUAUGCCUUUUGGUGAUCAGUUCAUCUUCUGCUCGCUUAACUAUUCACAGUAACAGACAUUUUCAGUAAGGGUGCACAAACCUUUGCAUGCUACUGUAUAGCACUGUGUAAAAUACAACACUGAUCCUAAAAAUGUUGAAACACUGUGUGUACAACAUAAAUAAAAACAAAAUGCAAUGAUUUUGGAAAAACUUUUCAACCUAUAUUCACUACAUACAAUACGAAGACAAGAUAUUUAAUGUUCAAAUGGAAACUUUUUUUCUUUAAACAUUCAUUCAGUCUGAAUCUGAUGCCUGCAACACGUUUCAAAGAAGUUGGGACAAGAACAUGUUUACAUUAUCACUUUUUCUUUUAAUAACACUCAGUAAGUAUUUGGAAACUGAGGACACUACUAAUGCAUCUCAAAAAAUUAGAAUAUUAUGAAAAGUUCAAUAUCUUCCAUCAGAGGGCGGCACGGUGGUGUAGUGGUUAGCGCUGUCGCCUCACAGCAAGAAGGUCCUGGGUUCGAGCCCCGUGGCCAGCGAGGGCCUUUCUGUGUGGAGUUUGCAUGUUCUCCCCGUGUCCGCGUGGGUUUCCUCCGGGUGCUCCGGUUUCCCCCACAGUCCAAAGACAUGCAGGUUAGGUUAACUGAUGACUCUAAAUUGAGCGUAGGUGUGAAUGUGAGUGUGAAUGGUUGUCUGUGUCUAUGUGUCAGCCCUGUGAUGGCCUGGCGACUUGUCCAGGGUGAACCCCGCCUUUCGCCCGUAGUCAGCUGGGAUAGGCUCCAGCUUGCCUGCGACCCUGUAGAACAGGAUAAAGCGGCUAGAGAUAAUGAGAUGAGAUCUUCCAUCAGUUAUUUAAGAAAGUGAAAUUUUAAUAUAUUCGAGACUCCUUAACACGUAAGCUAAACUGUUUCAAGCAUUUUUCUGUUUUCUGUGGCCUAUAGUGCAAAAUGAAAUUCUCAUAUUGAGUAAAACAGUAUAAAUACCACGUAUCAACACAGGAAGGGAGAGACGACUGUUCCCUGUGGUACCCCAGUAUUGCUGGCCACCUUAUCAAACACGGUGUUGUAAGCAUACAUAUUGUGGCCUGCUGGACAGGUAAUUAACAAGCCAGGACAUGAAGGGGGCCUCCAUAUUCAUCACCAUCAGCUCCUCACCCAGACGCACUGGCUGGAUGGUGUUGAAAACACUGGAAAAGUCAAAGAACAUUACCCUCACGGUGCUCGCCAGUUUGUUCAGCUAGAAGUAGGAACAGUCCCGCAGGUAGAUUUAUGGUGUCCUCAACUCUGAGUUGGGGCUGGUAGGUGAACUGGAAAUGGUCUAAGAAUGGUCUGACCAUGGGCUGGAGCUGCUCAAGAACAAGUCUCUCCAGGGUCUUCAUGAUGUGAGAUGUUCAUGCCGCUGGCCUGUAAAUCUUGGAGCCACUGGAGCGAGGUGUCUUCGGCACUGGGAUGAGGCAUGACGUCUUCCACAUCACGGGAACCUUUUUGAAGACUUGGGUUGAUGUUGAAGACAUGAUGAAGCAUUCCACAUAGCUGGGGCACAGGCUUUGAGCACCCUGGGGCUGACACUCGAGAAGUCCAAGAAGAGGAUCCUCACUGUGCCAUUUCCCUUAUCCAGAUGCGAGUGGGCUCGGUGUAGCAGGUAGAGGAUGCACUCAGUGAGCCCAUCAAUGGCCUGUCCAUGUGGUUCACAUAGUGCCUGCCAGUCUGUUGUCUCAAAAUGACCCUGAAGUGUCUCCUAGGCCUUCUGUGACCAACUCCCCACUGUCCUUGUGGUUGCAGGCUGUCUUUUCACGAGGGACAUGUAGCAGGGGUUUGGGUGUUUUAGUUUGGAGUCCAGCUGUGGUGGUAUGAAUAUCGUAUGCCAACUUUGGGUUGGCCAAGGGUGGGACGUAGACAGCUACGAUGAUGGCAUAAGACAUUUUCCCUGGACAAAUAAUAUGGAUGGAGUCCUACAGUUAACAGUUCAAUGUCUGGGCAACAAAUGCUUUCCUUGGUCAUAAUGUGACCAGGAUUGCACCAUCUGUUGUCAACAAGAACAGUAAAUGCCGCCUGUCCUUCCCGCUUCCCACUCUCGAUGCUGUUGCUGUUUGCCCGCACAGUCUGAAAGCCCUUGAUGGAGAUGUGGUCGGGGAUAUCCUGGUGUAACCAUGAUUCUGUAAAACACGUGAUGUUGCACUCAAACUCCCUUUGGCUCCUCCAUUUUGUUAGCCAAAAUUUGUUGAAGUUUUGAAUGUGAAAUUCUUUCCCAUUUUUGCUUGAUAUAUGCAUUCAGUUGCACAACAGUCCGGGGUUUCUGUUGUAUUUUGCACUUCAUAAUGCACCACACAUUUUCAGUAGGCAGCAGGCAGAUCAGUUUAGCACCUGCACUCUUUUACUACAAAGUCAUGGCGCUGUACUACAUGCAGAAUGUGGCUUGGUGUUACCUUGCUUGAAUAAACAGGGACAUCCCUAGAAAAAGAGGUCAUCUGGAUGGCAGCAUAUAUUUUCUCCAAAACCUGUAUGUACAUUUCGGCAUUAAUGGAGCCUUCACAAAUGUGCAAAUUACCCAUGGCAGCAAAGAUUUCACAACUGUUCCCAGUCUGUUAUUUGCCCAUGCAGUUUUUCACAAAGUAGUGAACCUCACCCCAUCAUUGCUUGUCAAAUUUUAGCCUUUGGAGGAGGCUCUUUCAUAUCCAAUCAUGAUACUAUUAUCUGUAGAAUAUUCCAAAUGGGUGUUGUUUGGUUGUUUGUUUUUUAAAAUGAGUAUUCCACACCUUUCCCCAUCUUUUGUUGCCCCUGCUCCAUCUUUUUGGAACAUUUUGCACACAUCAAAUUCAGAAUGAGCGUAUACCGUAGGUGCUAAAGAAGGCAACUGGACUUGCUUGAAUUCCUUUAAGAUGUUUCGCCUCUCAUCCGAAAGGGACCCUAACAUUAGGGACCAUUUGUUAGGGACCCUCUUGGCUGCUAACACUGUUCACACCUGGCCUCCAGUGACCCUAACAACCUACAGGAUGACAUAGAGGGUCAACGACCCAUGUGACCUCAGCGACGCUCCUUAGGGUUGCUUUUGGUCCACUAGAGGAUAAAUACCUGGAACUCCCCACGAGUCAGACAGAAGUGAAGAAGCCUUUCGGAUGAGAGCUGAAACAUCUUCAAGCAAAUCCAGUUGCCUUCUUUAGCACCUACUGUACGGUUACAAUGACCUGAGAACCUUCACAGACAUAAAGGUGUAUAUUUACAAAAAGCAAAGUUUCUCAGUUUGAACAUUUUAAAUAUCUUGUCUUAUGUGCUGUAUCCAAUUGAAUAUAGGGCAAAAAGGAUUUGCAAAUCAUUGCAUGCUGUUUUAUAUUUUACACAGCAUCCCAGCUGUUUUAGAAUCAGGGUUGUACUUGGGCCCAUGUAAAGAAAUGCUGUAAAGCAAAGAUGCCUUCAAAACUAAUGAAGCAAACAUUUCGACAUCAAAAUAACUAUAGUACUUUCAAUGGUCAGUAUUUUGUUUGAAGCUUUGUCUUUCAAUGGUUCGUUAGCCGUCUCAGGUGCACUUUGUGCAGCUGUUUAAGGAUCUGGGCUCGGAAGUUUUGUCUAAGCAGUUCUUCUGGACUCUUCUUCAUUUUUGACUCCCUUCUGUUUGUGCAGGUAACGUGAUAUUCUUCAGUAAUUUUUUUUUUUUGUCUCAAACGUAUGGCUUAUUGUCCUGAUUGAUGUACAAAGUUUGUUUUUGUUUGUUUACAUUUGCAAAAAGAAAAACAAUUUUCUGGAAGUCUGAAAUGUUUUUACUGACCCGGUAAUGAAGCUGUCCAAAAAAACAACAAAAAACCCACCUAUAACCAGAUCUGUAUGAAACAAAAUUACUGUCGAAGACCUUUUUUUUUUUUUUUUUUUCAGCACUGUACAUCCUGGUGGAGUUGUAAAUAUUCUGGAGCAGUUGGGGUUUAUCACUAUCAAAAGAAUUAUUAAAAAUUAUUAGGGUGAGACAAAUUAUUCCAGAUUGUUGCAAGAUUAGUGACGGAAGGAGCAGGUGUUUUCAGUACAUUAUGAAUGCAUGUCCAAGUUGGAUACAUUUGAUAAUGCAAGACAUCAAGAUUAAACCUGGAGCGAGUCGAGCACAGACUGCUGAAAAAACAUUAACAGUGACACCUUUGUUUUAGUCAGCAUUAACUUUUAUAAUAGUUUGUGCUACAGUAACUCUUCUGUUGGAUUGGACCAUAUGGGCUAGCCUUCAUGCCCCAUGUGAAUCAAUGAACCUUCGAGGCCCAUGACCCGGUCACCGGUUGUCCUUUGGAUCCUUGGACCACUUUUGUUCAGUACUAACCACUGCGCACCAGGAACACGCCACAGGAUGAGCUAUUUUGGAGAUGUUCAGACCCUGUCAUCUUACCAUCACAAUUUUGUCAAAGUCACUCAGAUCCUUACACUCACCCAUUUUUCCUGCUUCCAGCACAUCAACUUCAAGAACUGACUGUUCUCUUGCUGCCUAAUAAACUCCGCCCCUCGACAGGUGCCACUGUAAUGAGAUCAUCAAUAUUACUCACUUCUUCACCUCUCUGUGGGUUUAAUGUUAUGGCUGGUGUGUGUGUGAUACACGCACCUGUCAUACUUUUGAAUAUAUUUAUUGAAAUUAGUUAUUCAUUUACAAAGUCAGGAUUUGACCAUACAGUACCAGUCAGAAGUUUGUACACCCCCACUCUACUCAUUUACAGGUGUUUCUGUAUUGUGACGAUUCUCUACCCUGUAGAACAAAACUGAAGACAUCAAAACUAUGAAAUAACAUCUGGAAUUAUGUGGUAAACAAAAAAAAGUGCUAAAAACAAAAUAUGUUUGAUAUUUUAGGUUCUUCAGCGUAUCCAGUGUUUCCCUUGAUGAUGCUUUGCACACUAUUGUUAUUAUCUUAACCAGCUUCAUGAGGGAGUCAACUGGAACGCUUUUCAAUUAACAGGUGUGUCUCAUCAAAAGGUUGUUAGUGGACGAGGGUUUGAGAUCCAACAUCCAUCCAUCCAUUAUCUGUAGCUGCUUUAUCCUGUUCUACAGGGUCGCAGGCGAGC
Messenger RNA from Neoarius graeffei (lesser salmon catfish), 8027 nucleotides. RefSeq names its product zinc finger protein 239-like. Gene Ontology annotation, biological process: regulation of transcription by RNA polymerase II. The transcript is spliced from 4 exons. The coding region runs from base 364 to 1440 and encodes 358 amino acids. Gene Ontology annotation, molecular function: DNA-binding transcription factor activity, RNA polymerase II-specific; RNA polymerase II cis-regulatory region sequence-specific DNA binding. Lineage: Eukaryota; Metazoa; Chordata; Actinopteri; Siluriformes; Ariidae. The record is from RefSeq and is a predicted model, not a curated record.